This is a messenger RNA of Marchantia polymorpha subsp. ruderalis, 4872 nucleotides long. Lineage: Eukaryota; Viridiplantae; Streptophyta; Marchantiopsida; Marchantiales; Marchantiaceae. The record is from the annotation of a GenBank genome assembly.
CUCGCGUUCGGAUUUAGUUCUCGGCGUCUCCGAGCUAUCUAUCAUCUCUUCUAUCUAUCUCCUCCCACUCGAGCCCGGCUGCUGCUGCUUUUCGAGCUUGUGAUCCUCGUGCCUCCUCCGGGCAAGCAGAGAGCACAGCACAGCACGCACGCACGCAGGAGAAGAAGAAGAGCAAGCAGAAGAACACCUCACAUUCACCUGGAGUCACUAUCACUACUAUCAUUGCGAUCAGAUUCAACCGAGGCCUCCUGUAGGAAGGCUCCCCAGCGAUUCAUACACCAGCGUCGAUGAAUUACUUUCCUCCAGAUGAUCGACGUGGCCACUCUUGAUUCCCGCAACUCAACGCACAAGAAUGCGACAUGGAUGUACCUUGGUCCCGAAUGAUGUGUGGAACGCCAGCCUCGAAGCUCUGACCGCCCACGCGUUGGUAAUUCGGCGGACUUCAUAGCUGAUUUGUAUUUCUUAGAAGAAUCCAUCGUUAUCUGAAGAGGAGGAAAAUCAGGACGAGCCAAGAUGAUGCCCUCCACGGAUUCAUCGUCUGCGAAGCCUUACAAUCUGCGCAAGCAAGGGGACACGCCCACAAAACCCGACGUGGGUCGAGACGCUCGAGGCUCUCUCGAAGUAUUCGGCGGGGCGCCACAAACCUCAGCAUUGCUGUUCUCGAGGUCAGCUGCGGAAGAUGCCUUGGCAGCGGCCGGAAUUCGACCCUCGCAAAUUCUGAGCCCCUCGGGCUCCGGCAGGCUUCUGCCCGCGCUCGGCCCGUUAGGGUCGGACGGACAGGCGCUGCCGCUGUCGCAGUCCAUGCUCAAGGAGCGCGAGAAGCAAGUUCUGGGCACAGAGCGCGGCGUGAGAACGGACUCGGGACGCGCCAGGGAUCAAGUGGACAGGUGGCUGGCUACUGUCGACGAGCGCGCUCCGCCUUCCAAAGGCUCGGCCAAGGAGCCGAGCACGGAUUUCUCGUUGGACGACCUGGAGCUGCCAUCUUCCGGCGCUGCUGCUGGCCCAGGAGCCAGAGGCGCAGCAGCCUUGGCCUCGCCCGAAUGGGCUGGGGCCAAAGGCAAAGCUGUGGUCGAGAAGGAGCCGAGCGAAGUGGCCGGAGGAGGCUUCCAGGCGCCCGAAGGUGUGUUUCCCCUGGGGGGCGACAAGGUGGUGCCCAUGGUGUCGGGCCCGUCGGACUUGUCAGAGGAGGUGCAGGCCGAGCGAGCCGCGCAAUGGGGAGUGCUGAUGAAGAGCACGGCAGAUCUGGCCUCGACCGGCCGCGCGUCCGGGUCCAAGGACGAGCGGAUUUCGGCCUCCGGCAUGUCCCGCAGAACUUCGGAAGGAUCCGAAGGCGAGGUUCCUCGUGUCUCUAGAGAUUUGAAAGAUGCUCUCGCUUCUUUCCAGCAGACCUUUGUGGUCUCGGAUGCCACACGCACGGACUUCCCCAUUCUGUAUGCCAGUGCGGGAUUUUUCGCCAUGACAGGUUACACUCCCAGAGAGGUCAUCGGAAGAAACUGUCGAUUUCUCCAGGGACCUGAUACCGACCAAAGCGACAUAGAGAGAAUUCGAACUGCUCUCAAGGAGGGGAAGAGUUAUUGUGGAAGACUUCUGAAUUACAGGAAAGACGGAACUCCUUUCUGGAACCUUCUGACAAUUGCACCUAUCAAGGACGACACUGGGAAAGUGCUCAAAUACAUUGGAAUGCAGGUCGAGGUCAGCAAAUACACAGAAGGAAACAAGUCCAAUGAAGUUCGGCCGAACGGAAUGCCGGCUUCACUUAUCAAAUACGACGCUCGGCAGCAGGACAGAGCCACGAGUUCUGUUCAGGAACUGGUGGGAGCUUUGAAACAUCCUCACCAAUCACCGCAAGAUAAGCCCUCGGAAGGAGGCAUGCAAUCGAUGUUUUCAGUUCCUCCAUUGAAAGACGAACUGCAGUUGAAGGUACCCUCACGCUUUUCAACGCAGUCGGUUGUCGCACUGCCGCUCGAGGGUAGCCAAUCGGCGAAAGCAAGGGCAAAAAGUGAGUCAGUGAGUCGACUGACCGAUGUCCCAGAACAACCUGGAAUGGCUGAUGGCGGCCUUCGAGGGGGGCAGAGCCACCGCAGAUCGUCGGGGUUGUUGCAAAUGCUCAGGAAACCGAAAUCACAACAGCCAGAAGCUGAUGUCGUCGACAUCGAUGACUUGGACCUUGACGAUGAUGCCCCACAGACCAUGGAUGAGAGGCCAGAGAGUAUUGAUGACAGUGAGCGAGCCAAGGAAAUUCGUAGGGGAAUGGAUUUGGCCACAACGUUAGAGCGAAUUGAGAAGAAUUUCGUGAUUACAGAUCCUCGAUUGCCGGAUAACCCCAUUAUUUUCGCAUCCGACCACUUCUUAGAGUUAACGGAGUAUACUCGAGAAGAAAUUAUCGGAAGAAAUUGUCGGUUUCUGCAAGGGCCCGAUACGGACAUGGAUGUUGUUCGGAAAAUUAGUGAUGCUAUCAAACAACAGCAAAACAUCACUGUUCAACUUCUGAAUUACACCAAAGGCGGAAAACCGUUUUGGAAUUUGUUUCACUUGGAAGCAAUGAAGGACAACAAGGGUGAGUUGCAAUAUUUUAUCGGAGUCCAGCUCGAUGGAAGUGAGCACAUCGAACCCAUCAGGCGACGACUCUCCGAAAAGACUGAAGAGGAAGGCAAAAGGAUUGUGCAAGCUACAGCGAAGAAUGUUGACGGAGCAGUGAGGGAGCUUCCAGAUGCGAAUAUGAGCAUCGAGGAUUUGUGGGCGAAUCACUCUCGUGUUGUCUUUCCUAGGCCUCACAAACGUCAGAGUUCCACAUGGCAUGCCAUGCGAAAGAUACUCAGUUCUGGAGACAAAUUGGGUCUCAACCACUUCAGGCCAAUCAAACCUCUUGGUUGUGGAGAUACCGGCAGUGUACAUCUGGUGGAGCUGAGAGGGACGAGUGAGUUCUAUGCCAUGAAAGCCAUGGAUAAGAAUGUUAUGGUGAAUCGGAAUAAGGUUCACCGUGCUCGGGCAGAGAGAGAAAUUCUGGAGAAAAUGGAUCAUCCGUUUUUGCCCACGUUAUAUGGCUCCUUCCAGACUAGGACACAUGUGUGUCUCAUCACCGAUUUUUGUCCUGGUGGUGAGCUGUUCUUGCUUUUGGAAAGACAACCCCAGAAGAAGUUCCGUGAGGAGUCUGCUAGGUUUUAUGCAGCCGAGAUUGUUCUUGCCCUCGAAUAUCUUCACUGCAUGGGUGUUGUAUACAGGGACCUGAAACCUGAAAACGUUCUGGUCCAAAAAGAUGGGCAUGUGCAGCUCACUGAUUUCGACCUUUCCUUCUUGACUGCCUCUCGUCCUCAGCUGCUGAAACCAGUCGUACCAUCUGGCCGAAAGAAUAGACGAGCAAGGGAGAACCUACGACCAAUCCUCCUUACAGAGCCAAUAGCAAAGUCUAACUCCUUCGUUGGAACUGAGGAGUAUAUUGCGCCGGAAAUUAUCCUUGGUUUGGGACACAACAGCUCUGUAGAUUGGUGGGCUCUAGGUAUUCUUCUGUACGAGAUGUUAUUUGGACGAACACCCUUUAGAGGACGCAACCGGCAAAGGACUUUCGCAAAUGUUCUGCAUAAAGAUCUUGCCUUCCCAAGCUCCAUACCUGUAAGCUUGGCUGCCAAACAAGUUAUUCGUGGGCUGCUACAGAGAGAUCCCAAGAAGAGGUUGGGGUCAGACAAGGGAGCCCACGACUUAAAACAACAUCAAUUCUUCCGGGGCAUCAAUUGGCCUCUCAUCCGCUGCAUGACUCCUCCACCGCUAGAAACACCAAUCUACCAAAUCGGCAAAGAAGCGGACUCCAAAGACCUGGACUGGGAGGAGUUGGAUCCCAGUGCCGCCUCAUUUGAUGAAUAUUAAGUUGUAUUCCGGGUAGAUUAUGCUAAUUCAACCGAUUUGUGGGAGAUCCAGUAAAUAUAAUACAGGUUCUCCCCAGUAAGUGAGAAACGAGUGAGUCACGUUCGGAAAUCUCUUGGAAGCGUUCCAGGGGAAUAGUGGCUCACUUGUUCUUCAGAACAGAACACAGCAGCACGUCAUCAUCUGCCGCAAGCUCCCUAAUCCUCACAGGUGGAUGAGGCUGCAGCAAAUCUGCAACGUCGAUGUGGAGAGGAAAACAUGCAACAAGGAUACGAUGGCCGUGUCCGUGAGCUCUCAUCAACACGCGCACUUCUUGGAUCUCGGCGGAAGAUGUAGGAGAUUCGAGUCAGGAAUUUCCUGUCAAGUAUGUGAGAUCGGCCUCAUGUGGCUUCGUUUGUACAGUGUGUGUCAUCCAAUCAACCUGUUACAUAUUUGUUUUUAGAUGCCAGAUCCCCUAGAGUUUCGCCAACUCCUUUGUACCCCAACAUCCGGAACUUCGGUUUCUGGGUCGGUAUGAGGAAGUUGGUUACAAUUUCUUUCGUAAUUGUAAAACGUUUUUGCAGCAGCAAUAGCUAUCGUGAAUAUUGUGAGACAUGAGGCCGUAGUUGGAUGUAGGAUACUAGACAAGAGAGCAUUAGAAUAGUGUGUUUAAUACUUGGAUUCCCUCCACAAUGCUUGAUUGUGAGCCCUUGCAUCAAAGAGCUCUCCGUUAUUUCAAUCAUGAGUUGCUUGCACAGGCACAGCAUGCCCAGUUUCUGCCUGCACCCCUGACGAGAUCGGGUUGUGGCCUUAACCAUGAAGUUAACAUCACUCACUACUUUAGGAUUAUAUAGAGAUACAUUCAGUGAAAUUUGUAGGAUAUGCCUGGAGUGAGGACCUCUGGGAGGAGGCAGUUAGGUCUUCUUCUUGAAUGGAACAUGUUCUCUCCCUGGCAGACUUAGUUUAGAGGGCAGUUUCACUACCUGUAAACUCUUGCACUGCAAUAAAUUAUCGAGUUCUUAGGAGGAUGUCAAA